UCCUUUAGUAAAGUUUUUUCUAUAUUCAGCUUUAGUAACGACUUUAUAGCAGUUAUUGCAACCACCAAAAAAAAAAGAAAAAAGGGGGUACAAGAAAGAAAAAGAGAAAUGCUAAGUAGCAGAGUAACAGCAGCAAUUUCUUCUUCUACUACUGCAACUUUUUUAUUUAAUAACCCCAAAAUCUCAUCCAAAAAAUUCCCUUACAUUUCUAACCCAUUGAACAAUUCUGCAAAAUCCAUUAAAUGGAAUUGUAGGAAUUCAAGAAUGGAGAAAUCUGCAUCAAGUUUUGUUACUAAAGCUUCAGCUCAGCCCCUUACAAAUCCUGGAGAAUUAAUUGAUUCUGUUGAAACCUUCAUCUUUGAUUGUGACGGAGUCAUAUGGAAGGGAGAUAAACUAAUAGACGGGGUCCCUGAAACUCUUGAUUUGCUCAGAGAAAAGGGAAAAAGAUUAGUUUUUGUUACAAACAACUCAACAAAAUCUAGAAAGCAGUAUGGGAAAAAGUUUGAAACACUUGGUCUUAGUGUCAGCGAAGAGGAAAUUUUUGCUUCAUCCUUUGCUGCAGCUGCUUAUUUGAAGUCUAUUGACUUCCCAAAAGAUAAAAAGGUGUACGUUGUUGGUGAGGAAGGCAUCUUGAAGGAGCUUGAGUUAGCUGGCAUUCAACAUAUUGGUGGACCGGAAGAUGGUGACAAGAAAAUAGAGCUAAAGCCUGGAUAUAUGAUGGAGCAGGAUAAGGAUGUCGGAGCUGUUGUUGUUGGAUUUGACCGCUAUUUCAACUACCACAAAAUUCAUAAGCUGCAUUGUUGCUGUUCUGUUGCUUCAGGUGGUGGUUCAAUGGUUGGUGCGAUCCUAGGCUCUACAAAGCGUGAACCACUUGUUGUAGGAAAGCCCUCAACCUUCAUGAUGGACUACUUGGCUAAUGAGUUUAACAUCCAGAAAUCCCAGAUAUGCAUGGUUGGUGACAGACUAGAUACUGAUAUACUGUUUGGACAAAAUGGUGGCUGCAAAACUCUUCUGGUUCUCUCAGGUGUGACAUCUUUAUCGAUGCUUCAAGAUCCCAAAAACUCUAUACAACCAGAUUUCUACGCCAACAAGAUUUCUGAUUUCCUCUCCAUCAAAGCGGCUGCAGUUUGAGCAAAUCCCCUGAUUAUCUCUAUAUGUGAUUCCAUUCUUUAUGACUUAGAAAUGCACUUCAUUUUGUGCAUCCACUUUACCCUUAUAGCUAAAAGGUGGGAGCUUGGAAUUAGGCUAUCUGAGAAACUAUACAAUGCUUUGUAAAGAUUAUGAAACCAUUUGAACUUUUAAAUAAUAAGGGUUCUUGGAAAAAUGAA
This is a messenger RNA of Nicotiana tabacum (common tobacco), 1328 nucleotides long. The record is from RefSeq and is a predicted model, not a curated record. Lineage: Eukaryota; Viridiplantae; Streptophyta; Magnoliopsida; Solanales; Solanaceae.